AUGAUUGAUGAACUUGACAACAAGCAGGACCUGUCUAAGUGCGACAACAAGCCUGAGAACGAGCUCAAGAACGAGCCCAAGCACGCAAAGCUGACGCUGAUCGAGAAAGCGUGCUUGAUGUUUUGCAUUGCGCUGCUUGACCAGCGCAUCCGCCGCAAGGAGUACGACUGCGCGUUGGUGUGUGCGUUGGCUGUGCUCGGCGUCAAAGAGGACGGCUGGAAGGACGCCGAGCUGUACCCGCUGAUAUUGUCGUUGGUGAUCAAAAUCACCUGUUUCAUGGUUGUACAACACGCACUUGAGCUGUCCGAGCCGUUUGAAGAGGAGGUGUUUAACAACGACAGCGCGUACAGGGGGAGCGACAGCGGCAGCAGUAACCCCAGGCUGCGCUGCUUGGAGUUUGUGCAGCAGAUGAUAGACAGGUUCAUAGUACGAGGCAGCCACAGCCCAAUGCAGUGGAUGCUCGACUUGCGUACGUACGGGCUGAAGGUGCAUUUCAACACCACCGCGCGAGGGAACGUUGAGUGGAUGGGUAGGGACAAGCUGCUGUACAAGAACGUGCACUUCACCAUGGCCCAGUUCCGCAGCAUGGUGCACGGGAUGCAAGCAGAGAGCAAGCGGAUGCUGGUUGAGGAGCUGCUGUUUUGCAAUAGGCAGACGGCAGAUUAA
Messenger RNA from Didymella exigua CBS 183.55, 666 nucleotides. RefSeq lists its product as uncharacterized. The transcript is spliced from 2 exons. Bases 1 to 666 code for a protein of 221 amino acids. Lineage: Eukaryota; Fungi; Ascomycota; Dothideomycetes; Pleosporales; Didymellaceae. The record is from RefSeq and is a predicted model, not a curated record.